Molecule: messenger RNA, 2144 nt
Organism: Bicyclus anynana (squinting bush brown)
Lineage: Eukaryota; Metazoa; Arthropoda; Insecta; Lepidoptera; Nymphalidae
Product: sphingomyelin phosphodiesterase 1-like
Exons: 10
Coding region: 144-2087 (647 amino acids)
Biological process (GO): sphingomyelin catabolic process; ceramide biosynthetic process
Cellular component (GO): lysosome
Molecular function (GO): acid sphingomyelin phosphodiesterase activity
Source: RefSeq, a predicted model, not a curated record
UGCUUAUGCACUGUUACACAUUUUAGAAUUCUCUUACAAAUCAAUUUGUAACGAAUUAAGUGAAUAUAAUAUAAAAAAUUUCCGAUACCGUAGUGUAUUUUAACAACUGUUUUCAAUUAGUUCUUCAUUGAUUUCUGGAAAAUAUGAACGUAUUGAAUAUAAUAGUGUUUUCUUUGUUUUGUGUUUAUAGUAUCGCUGCAGAUUCGUUAGGAUCAAAUGAUCUAGCAAAUCUAUUUAUAAGGCAUUCUAGAGAUGAGUUGUUGGACUCAGAAGCCAAAGUAAUCGAAGAUAUCCUUCAACUGUACGGCCAUGUCUGGAACAAUGCACGGAGUGUAACAAAAGGCAUCCGCUGCUUUGUAUGCCGAGGUGCAUUCGCUGCGCUGAUGGCUCUCAUCAAACUGGACGUAUCCGACGAGGCGAUAAUCAACACUGCCACCAAACUGUGCUCUAUUGCAAUAUCUGAAAGAGUGUGCCGUGGAUUUAUCGGUCUUAACUUGCCUAUCUUGAAGUACAUAAUUAAAAAAACGCCACAAGCCACACCUAAAACAUUCUGCGGGGUUUUGCUCCAAAGUUAUCAGCAGUCUCACACGUGCGAGUAUGAUGAUCCCAGAUUUGAAUGGCAAAUCGAAUUGCCGCCGAAGGUGAACCAACGAGAUCACCUAUAUUAUGAUGAUGAUGACUAUGAUAAUAAUUUAUCACCUCUGACAGUGGCAGUUCUAUCAGAUAUACAUGUCGACAUGUUCUAUGAAUCGUCCGGAGUAGCUGAUUGUGACGAGCCAAUUUGCUGUAGAAAAGGUCAAACCCCAAGAGUAAAAAAUAUUCUGGAUAUAGAUGAAGACAUUCAAGAAUGUGUGGUUGAAAAUGAUGAAGAAAUAUUACUUGAUACUGAGGCAGCAUCAAAAAUAGUUAGAAAAGAUAAUAAAACUAGCAGAAGAAUGUCAGACUAUAACUCCAAACCAGCAGGUUAUUGGGGUGAUUAUAGAAAUUGUGACACUCCGUUAUGGUCCUAUGUAGAUGUACUUAAACAAAUUGCAUCCCAUAAGGAGAUAGACGUAGUUUACUACCUCGGUGAUAAUAUUGACCAUCACAUAUGGGAGACGACAUACGAACUAGUUGAUGAGGUCAAUAGUUUGAUUGCUGAUAAAAUGAAAAAUACUUUUCAAAGGGACAUAUUAGUAAUACCGACUAUUGGAAAUCACGAUUCUCAACCAGUGAAUCAAUUUGCGCCAACAUCAAUAACAGGCAAGGGAUUGAAUACCACUUGGCUGUACAAAAGUUUAGCUACUAAAUGGAGAUAUUAUUUGUCCAAGGAAGCAUCAGGAUCUAUGAAGUGUAGAGGAGGAUUUUCCAUGUUGAUUCGCCCCGGGCUAAGAGUGAUUUCUAUUAACAAUAACGUAGCUUACAAACUUAAUUGGUGGGUGUUAUACGAUCCAGUCAAUCCUAAAAGACAUUUGGAGUGGCUCGUGGAGGAACUGCAUAACGCUGAAUUAUCCGGGGAGAAAGUUCAUAUUCUGUCACACAUUCCACCCGGCGAUCAAGAUCUCAUUUACGUUUGGACUAGAGAAUAUGACAGGAUUGUUGAAAGAUUUUCAUCUACAAUUGUCGCACAAUUCUAUGGACAUGUGCAUUCAGAUGAUUUUAAGAUUUUUUACAAAGACGGUAAAGCCUUCAAUGUAGCGUGGGGCGCAGGCUCUGUGUCGACCUAUCAGAAUUUAAACCCUAAUUAUAAAAUUGUUACAUUUGACAAUGAUAACUUUGAGACCACAAGCAUCACUAACUACAUCUACAAUCUCACUGAAGCGAAUCUCACGCCAGACAAAAGUCCCCGUUGGUUUAAACUAUAUGAUAUGAAGGAUUCCUUCCAACUUCACGAUCUAUCCGCUACUUCGAUGAACCAGCUAGUGUAUUCUAUGGUGACUGACAGAAAGUUCCUUCUAGACGAUUACGCAGUGUUUUCGUCUAAGCAAAGUGAUUUGAUGCCGUACUGCGAUACUGAUUGUAAGAUUCAAAUGAUUUGCAAUUCCGUUACUAGUGUGUUAUGGGAUAGAAAGGAAUGUAAUAAGUUAAUAGAUCUUUAUUUUUCAUAAAUUUUACUUAUAAGAUUACAAAUAAAUAGUAAAUAACUAAUAAAAUUACAAAUAAAU